Messenger RNA from Glarea lozoyensis ATCC 20868, 1584 nucleotides. Its product is annotated as MFS general substrate transporter. Gene Ontology annotation, molecular function: carbohydrate:proton symporter activity. The record is from RefSeq and is a predicted model, not a curated record. NCBI's taxonomy places the organism in Eukaryota, Fungi, Ascomycota, Leotiomycetes, Helotiales, Helotiaceae. The transcript has 6 exons. Bases 1 to 1584 code for a protein of 527 amino acids. Gene Ontology annotation, cellular component: membrane. Gene Ontology annotation, biological process: carbohydrate transport; transmembrane transport.
AUGGCGAAAUCAGGAGUCAGAAACAGACUUACGGGAUACCCUCUUGAAAUCGUACUCACGGCGGCCAACUCUGCGGCACAAGCCUGGUACGGUUAUGAUCAAGGUAUUACGGCAGGAAUUUUGAUUAGCUCCUACUUCAUCGAUACUUUUCCACAAACAAAAAAUUCAGAUAUCCAGGGUAUCACAGCAAGUUCAUUCUCGCUAGGAAAUCUGGCAGGAUGUUUACUGGCUGCGUUAUGUGGUGAUAAACUAGGACGCAAAAACACUCUUCGAUUAGGAGCGUUCUGGUCUUCAAUUGGAGCCAUUCUUCAGUUCACCUCCUUUCACUUUCCUCAAUUGAUCAUUGGCCGCCUAGUUAAUGGUUUUGGUAAUGGACUGAUAUCUUCCACCUGUGGAAUGUAUCAAGCAGAAUGCAGUCGUGGUCCAAGGCGAGGAAAGCUUUCGGUGAUUGUCGUGCUUCACAAUGUUGUGUUCUACUGCAUCGCUAGUUGGCUCACACUCGGCUGCUCGUACAUCAACAGUUCGGCGCAAUGGCGACUUCCUAUGGCAAUUCAGCUGGUUCCGUGCAUCGUCAUGAUUACCCUUCUACCAUUGGUACCAGAAUCGCCAAGAUGGCUUAUCAUGAAAGACCGUCGCGAUGAAGCACACGAAGCUCUGCGCCGUUUCCUCGGUAAAGACUUAUCUGCUGAUGAACCAAUCGUCGUCAAUGAGCUGUUAUCUAUUGAGGAGGCUUAUAACAUUGAGCGCCAAUCGCGCAUCUCUUUCAAGGAAGUAAUCUUAUGUCGCGACAGAAGUGGUCAUCUUAAGAGGCUGCUCCUUGGAUGCGGUGGCCAAUUCAUGCAGCAAUUUGGCGGAAUAAACGCACUAAAUUACUACUUCCCAAUCAUUUUAACCGAAAAUAUUGGCCUUUCCGAAUUUAUGGCUCGAGUCUUGACCGGAUGCAACGCAACCUCAUACAUGAUUUCUUCGGCUCUUUGCUUCUGGAUGAUUGAAAGAUUUGGCAGAAGACAGUUGAUGCUCGGAGGUCUAGGACUUCAGUGUCUCGCAUAUGUCAUGGUCUCUAUUGCUGUUGGCUCUCAAGCUAGUGCACCUUUUGAGUGGGGUGCCGUUGCCAUUACCUUUUUGUUCUUUUAUUACGCCGUAUUUGGCUGCACGUGGGGCAUGGUCCCUUGGAUUUUUGGAUCUGAGAUUAAUAGUAUGGCCAUGCGCACAAUUGGAUCCGCAUCGGCGACGAGUACGAAUUGGCUCUUCGGAUUUGUGUGCACCCAGUUUACCCCCACAGGCAUCCGAAAUAUUGGAUAUCGCUUCUACAUUAUCUUUGCUGCUUUUAACCUGCUUUUCGUGCCAGUCGUUUACUUCCUCUAUCCCGAAACUUCCAACAGAACUCUUGAGGAUAUUGACGAGUAUUUUGACAAGGACUCUGGCCACCAUCUCAUUAUUCCCUUUGGCGAUAAGGCUGCGAAAUCGACGGCUCGUCCUCAAGAGGCAAUUGACGCUGAAAUGAGACGUGUUGCUGUUGCUGAUAAAACCGCAGAAGCUAAGAAGAGCAAUACUGAGCAUGUGGAGGAGAUACGUGGAGUAUAA